Miscanthus lutarioriparius is the source of this 336-nucleotide messenger RNA. The record is from the annotation of a GenBank genome assembly. Lineage: Eukaryota; Viridiplantae; Streptophyta; Magnoliopsida; Poales; Poaceae.
AUGGGAAACUGCAGCUGUCUGGAGAGGGUGAGGGUGACGGCGUGGGACGACGUCGACGAUGACUUGGGCCUGCCGGCCGAGCGUUCCGGCAGCGCGCGAAGGGUGGUGUCGGCGGAGAACAGCGGAGGAACGCGCAUCAAGAUCAGAAUGACCAAGGGCCAGCUGCGGCGGCUGCUGGAGACCGCCGGUCGCGGAGGGGCGCCUGACGAAGACGUCGUGGCGGAGAUCAUGAGCAUGGGCACCGUGCGCGUCGACGUCGAGGAGUUCCGGCACGCGGCGGAGAGGCACCGGCCACCCAAGCUCGAGACGAUACAGGAAGACGACUUGGAUGAGUAG